UAUGCCCCUGGUGCGGCACCUGGAGAAAUGAGUACAUUCGGCAGCCCUGGGGCUCUGCCAACAACCAAGCCAACCCCGCCACAGCGAGGGAGCUUCCCCUUGGACCACGAUGGCGAGUGCAAGAAGGCCAUGACCAGCUACCUUGCUUGCAUGAAGAAAGUCCGUGGCGUCAACGAAGACGAAUGCCGCAACUUGGCCAAGGCAUAUCUGUCAUGCAGAAUGGACAGAAAUCUGAUGGCUCGGGACGAGUUCAAGAAUCUCGGCUUUGCAGAGCCUGCGCUGGCUAAAGCCCCAGCAGAGCCGGAAAAGGGCGUCAAAGGCGAACUCCGGUGGUAG
Messenger RNA from Trichoderma virens Gv29-8, 336 nucleotides. RefSeq lists its product as uncharacterized. Gene Ontology annotation, cellular component: mitochondrial intermembrane space. The transcript has 4 exons. The record is from RefSeq and is a predicted model, not a curated record. Gene Ontology annotation, biological process: mitochondrial respiratory chain complex IV assembly. The coding region runs from base 28 to 336 and encodes 102 amino acids. Lineage: Eukaryota; Fungi; Ascomycota; Sordariomycetes; Hypocreales; Hypocreaceae.